CCAUCUAUUGAAUUAUAGCAGACACACAGAGGAGGGACACUGAGUUACUUUACCACAUUUGAAAAUACAAACCGGACCGAGACCACCGACCAGAAAGACAAGAACAAUUUCGGAGAAACCACAUACAGACACGUCCUUUGGGCCAGAUAGCGGAUUACUGUGGAAAGAUGCAAAUCCCUGUGCCAGAAGGUGCAGUCCCCGGACCCCUAAGUGAGGCAACAGUCCCCUCCCUCCUGUUGGACUAUGACCUAUCCGAACCAGGGUUCCAGGAGUCGUCUCAUAUUCAAUUUCUCCAUACCACUCAAGAAGCUGAGGAGGCAUUAUUCGGGCCAGAGGCGCCCUCUCGUGCCACAACACCUAUCAGCCAAGGCACUACACCAGCCCACUAUGUGUUGAAGGAAGAGUGCGAACAGAUGCAGGGGGACCUACACCCCACAUCCAGCCAGGUGCCAGAUCUGUGCAUCGGGUGUCAGCAGACCAACCAAGAGACUGUAGCUUUGAGGCACAAGCCUAGCCAAAUACCCAAGGUCGACCGUCUGGUGGAGGAUGUGCAGAGUCAGAGCGGCUCCACUGAAGAGGCGUUACGGAGAUGUCAAGAACUGCAGAUGGCGGCGGAGAAGAAACUAAAGACGCUGAAGACACUAACAAAGGCCGACGAGCCGGCUCCGGUGGGAAACUACGGUCAGAGGAAACAGGAAGAGGAAAGACGGCUGCAGGACAUCUUGGAGCGACUGGACGCCAUCUCUCUGGAGCUGUCACCGCCAGGACCGAGCACCGCCGCAGGGUUGACAUCAAACGGACUUGUGGAUUCUACAGGUUCAAAUACCAUCGUUUCACAAUCUCGUAGCUCGCGCAAUGUUUCAAACGAAGAUAGCGAUGUUGAUAGCGAUGUUGAUGACGACGACGACAAAGACAGUGAAAGUGAUGAUGCGGACGAUGAGGAUGUAGAUGAGAAGCGAGCUGUGAAACUACCCCAUCUGUCAAACCUUCACAACUACAAAGUCGUCAGUGAUUUCAGAGGAGAGGAGCAGGGAGAUCUGUCGGUUCAGAGGGGGGAGGUGUUGAGGAUUAUCAGGAAGUCGGCCGAUGGAUGGUGGCUGGCUCAGAACACUAAAGGCAACAGAGGAAUUGUUCCAAUGAACUACCUGAAGAUUGACAACGAUGGUCAUGAUGAUGAUGAUAACGACGAUGAUUAUGACGACGAGGACUAUGACGACGAUGGCGAUGAAAAUGAGGAGGAGGAAGAGCAAGAUGGUGAACAGCUGACUGAUGCCCGAGACAAACAGAGUGGGACUUCACAUUCCAACUGGUCGACGGUGAAAAAGGCUCUGACCGAGAUUGAUGCAACAGAUGUGCUCUCUGCCAUGGGGGCUAUACCGUCAGGAUUCAGACCAUCAACUCUCAAUAAACUGCUGGUGGAGGAAGGUGUUACACACAGAGGAAGUCACCAUAUUCAGCCUGAUCUCAGCCAAUCACAGCUCUCCUUUAAAGACCUCUUCCUGGACCCAGACACUGGCUGGGUUCGUGCUCGGCAGGUCCGCACCUGUGUUUGCUUCACUCUGUGGAGCUGCCGGAGGAUUCCCACCCCCGGGGUCGGAGUGCAGGUCCUCAGCCGACACAUACGCCUCUGUGCCUUUGAUGGAACUCAGGUGUUGAGUAACAUCCACACAGUGAGAGCAACCUACAACUCCAAGAGCCCCAAGACCUGGAACUUCUCUCCAAGGAUGACAGGAAUCCUGCCCACCCUCCUCGACGGAGACUGUUUCCUGCGCUGCAACUCUGAGUCCCCUGACCUCGGUAUCCUCUUCGAACUCGGAGUCACCUUUAUACGGAAUUCUACAGGUGAGAGAGGAGAACUGAGCUGCGGCUGGGCUUUCCUCAAACUGACCGAUGACGCCGGAAAUCCACUCCCCAACAGGACCUAUGAGCUGCCAGUGAACGGUGGAACUCCCUAUGAGCAGGACGUCGCAGUGGAGGCUUCGGUCACCAAGGGAACUCCAGCCGGUGUCCUCCAGCAGAUGCUCCAGGCCCGACGGCAGCCCAGACUGAUCAUAAAGUUGAAAUCAACCAGCAGUCAGAUCAGAAAGCAGCUCUGUCUCCUCCCCGACACUCUGCUGCACAGUCUGAGUUGUGUCCACCUGCUGGCUCUGCACAGACAACUGUUGGCUGACACGCUGUUGAUGAACCGGCCGACCAUGCAGAAUGCAGAUCUGAUAUGCAAUCCUGUGCUUUCUACCUUCCCUGUUCUGUUGGACCAAUCGGACCUGCUGGAUGCCCUCAGGGCUGCCUGGCUGGAUGCUGAGAUCACCAUGAGCAGAGCACAGAAGAGAGACCUGUCUUUUCUCAAACAGGAGUUCAUUAAAGUCUACAUGUCGUCCGUCUACUUCCUCCUCCACUCGCCCUCGCUGCCCUGCCAUCGCUGGGCGGACCCUCCGUUGGAGGAGCAGCGGGCCAGAGUCAUCUACACCACCCUGGAUUCCCUUAAACAAAGCCUGCUCGCCACCGGCCAAUCGGGAGGCCCCGAGGUCUUCGUCGACCCCGCGCACCAUCACAUCGCCUUUGAUAUCACAGAGUUGACCUUUGACCUCCUCCUUGUGGCGCGGAAACAAUAACAUCACAUACCUCAGGGGCAAAGUACUAUUUAAAUUGGAGGGUUUUUUUGUAAUAAUUUAUCAAUUAAUGAGUUUGGUCUAUUAAAAAGAAUAAAUAGAUUGAUAGAACUUUAUCGUCAUUGCAUGUUGGAGCAAUCCAGUUUGCAGCAUAGAAAAAUAAGAUGUAAAAUAUAUACACAUACACCAGUGCACACACGCACACAAGCUCAAGCACAUCUCACCCAUAACCAUAACCACAUACACAUUCAUACUCAUAAAGCUUUAAAAUAUGUGAUAAAUACUUAUAGGGGGAGAAAGGUAAAUGAACAAAACGCCUACAUGUGCCAAAAAUACAUUUUUGAAAUUUAACGAAUAAAGCUGGUGAAUUUUUGUUGUUGUCAAUAGAUACUAUUCUAAUUUCUCAAUACUUACUGACUUCUUUCUCUUCAUCACGUGUCCAAAGGUUUCCCGCUUGAUAUUUCAAAAAGGGCCAAAUAAACCUUGCCAUUGUGGUUUGUUUUGUAAAAUAUUGCACCUUUUUUGGAUAUCAUUUUAAUAUAUGGAAUUAGACUGAUUUAAAGUGCCUGUGUACAAUGUAAUCAAGGAGCAUGUCACCCAUUGCUUUCUGUCUUUUCACUGGAUGUGAUUACUAAAAUUUAACAAAAUACAUACUAUUACCACACUUGUCCUCUAUGUAAAUAUUUAUCAUACACAUGAAUAUUUUAUAUUGCGUACACAAAGACGACAUUGUGAACCUUGAGAUAACAUGCGACAUUGAUUGUGACGUUCACUUUAAUGAAACACAGGUUAAAGGAAUAACUCAGGCCAAACCAGAUUUCUGUAAUAAUAGAACCAAUAGUUUAAUUAUGAACAAGUCCUGAUACUGUAAUUUACUUCCACAUUGUUCAAUUUCGUGAUAAAAAUCAUGAUCAAAUCAGCUGUUGAUUUAUUACAGGCUUGCUUUCAAGUUUUUGGGGGUUUUUUUCAAACGUAUCACCUGACUGGUCACCAACCUGCUCCACUCAUCUCUCCACCCAUUAGUUCAACAUCGGUUGUGGGUGUGUGUGUAGUAUAGUGUAGAGUUACGGCGUUCACAGUUAAUUAUUAGUCCGCCGUCGUUCCCUUUUAUAGCUCCGGUAUAAAAGAACAGGAGCAGUGAGAGGUUGAGUCAGUCUGGGCUCAGAGCGGCGGGGAGUGGGUCCGUCACUUUCACCGUCGUUUCAUAUCUCAGGCGGCAUUCGUCAUUCAGAUGAUUCAUAACAGUGACACAGCAGUUCCGCUUGUAUAACUAUCUGGUGACACACACACCAUAACUGUUAGCGAAAACGUUCAUGCAAAUCAAAAGCAUUUGAGAGGCAAGUGGGUUACUGUACGUCAUCCCUCAUCAACCUACGGAAUAAACAAACAAGAUAUGACUUUUGACGAUUGAGAGGUUGAUUCUCAUUCUGCAUUUUCAAAUGCAUAUUCCGGGAUUAAACUGGUAUCCGCUUCCGGCUAGUAGAAAUCAAAACCGUUAAGAUAUUUACAAUUGUACACCCAUUACUUUUGUGAGCACAAAAAAAAAACUACAACUCCCACGACUGUGCUUGCAUCAUCUUUGACUUGGUUGGAUCCAUUUCCAUGGAAACCAACCAAUGCUCACUUCUGAUGUCAUCUGAGAGUGUUCACAGCCUUCGCUCACGUCUGUCCUUCUAAUUCGAUAAGGCCUCAUCUUUGAAUGACAUUCAGUUGCAGUGUGCAGUCUAUCACCUAAGAUUCUUUCAGAUAUGUGGGACGUUCAGUCUUGGAAAAACAUUCAUGUGUGGCUGGGGAGGUCAAAGGUCAGGGUGAGCAUGGCGUCCUCUGGACGAAGAGCAGUUAUCCGACCAUCAGGUUGCUGCUCUGCUCACCUCGAGAAAAACAACCUUCCCAGCUCGGCGGAAUGAAAUCCUACGACAUUCAACUGUUCUGAAUGCAAAUGUUGUGGUUUUGUCAUUCAGGUCGACGCAUUCUUUAACACUGUUUGUGUGCGUGUGGUACUAUUGUGUAACUACAAUUGACGCUGACAAAUAGCCAUUGUAUUUUUGACAGAGCUGGCAUGGGUUCCCAUGGAAAUGUUUGUGGACAUAGUAGGUGUGUGUGUCUGUGUGUGUGUGUGUGUGUGUGCGUGUGCGUGCGUGCGUGUUUGGCCUUGUAACCAGAUCCACAACGAAGGAGUUGGUCCAGUGUGUUUCUUUUAACACUGACCAAACACAACUUGUUGGCUGCCAGGUGUGUGUGUUUGUGUAUGCGUAAAUAAGUGAGUUUAUUCGAUAUAUAGCAGCUUUGUCAGAACCGACACCAAAAAGUAGGAAGCCAAUGAAAAUGCAUGAAACAAGAAGCAAUGCACAAGGUGAGAGGAAAGCCAUAGUGAAUAAAUGGGUUUCCAACAGAUGCUGCAGAUUGAAGUCUAUAGCAAGAGUAUUCCGUGGUACGUAGGUUCAUGGGACGUCACGUAAACCCUGGGUUUGAGUUUGUCAAGAGGUCGAGACUCUGCAGUCAUGUCAGGUUGGCUGGAACCCUCAAACCCUCCUCGCUCCACUCGGACGUCCUGUUGUCACUGACCUUUCCCUCUAGCGACAGAGGAGGGUCUCCAAACACAGACACACUUCAGUGACUUUAGCAGAGGCCAGGUUGACUCAGGGUGGGUCGGCAUCUGCAAG
Scophthalmus maximus (turbot) is the source of this 5272-nucleotide messenger RNA. RefSeq names its product nephronophthisis 1 (gene nphp1). Gene Ontology annotation, biological process: protein localization involved in establishment of planar polarity. NCBI's taxonomy places the organism in Eukaryota, Metazoa, Chordata, Actinopteri, Pleuronectiformes, Scophthalmidae. The transcript is spliced from 21 exons. Gene Ontology annotation, molecular function: protein binding. Bases 168 to 2612 code for a protein of 814 amino acids. The record is from RefSeq and is a predicted model, not a curated record. Gene Ontology annotation, cellular component: cilium; cytoplasm.